Molecule: messenger RNA, 1095 nt
Organism: Beauveria bassiana ARSEF 2860
Lineage: Eukaryota; Fungi; Ascomycota; Sordariomycetes; Hypocreales; Cordycipitaceae
Product: queuine tRNA-ribosyltransferase
Exons: 2
Coding region: 1-1095 (364 amino acids)
Cellular component (GO): cytosol
Molecular function (GO): tRNA-guanosine(34) queuine transglycosylase activity
Source: RefSeq, a predicted model, not a curated record
AUGCCCGUUGCCACUCAGGCAUCAUUAAAGGGCCUCACCCCAGAGCAGCUGGAGGAGACGAGCUGUCGGCUCUGCCUCAAUAACACGUAUCAUCUCGGCCUGAAGCCAGGUCAAGAAGUGCUAGACGCUGUUGGUGGCGCACAUAAGCUUCAGGGCUGGAAUCAUAAUAUUCUCACAGAUAGUGGCGGUUUCCAAAUGGUGAGUUUGCUGAAGCUGGCUACCAUCACAGAGGAGGGUGUUCGCUUUCUGAGUCCACAUGAUGGAUCGCCAAUGCUACUCACACCCGAGCACUCCAUGUCAUUACAAAACUCGAUUGGCAGCGACAUAAUGAUGCAACUAGACGAUGUCAUUGUCACAACGUCGCCGGACAAGGAACGCAUGCGGGAAGCCAUGUUGAGGAGCGUACGCUGGCUCGACCGAUGCAUUGCAGCACACAAGAAGCCCGAGACACAAAACCUCUUUUGCAUCAUCCAGGGCGGUCUGGAUCUCGAGAUGCGCAAAGAGUGCUGCAAGGAAAUGGUCGCCCGAGACACCCCCGGUAUCGCCAUCGGUGGUCUCAGCGGCGGCGAGGCCAAGGACGACUUUUGCCGCGUGGUGGGAACUUGCACAGCCCUGCUGCCCGAGCUAAAGCCGCGCUAUGUCAUGGGCAUUGGCUAUCCGGAGGAUUUGGUGGUCUGCGUCGCCCUGGGCGCCGACAUGUUUGACUGCGUGUGGCCGACGCGGACGGCGCGGUUCGGCAACGCCAUCACGAAGCAGGGCGUGCUCAACAUCCGCAAUGCCAAAUUCGGCCAGGACUUUGGCCCGAUUGAGGAGGGCUGCGGGUGCGAGUGCUGCCGCGAGGGCGGCCUGGGCAUCACCAGGGCAUAUAUUUACCACAACACGUCCAAGGAGACGGUGGCGGCGCAUCUUCUCACGAUCCACAACGUUUGGUAUCAGCUGAACCUCAUGCGUGAGAUGCGCGAUGCCAUUCUUGACGAUCGGUUCCCGGCGUAUAUCAAGGAGUUCUUUGCUGGGCUAUAUCAGGAUAAGAGCGAGUACCCUAGUUGGGCGGUGGAGAGCUUGAAGACUGUUAAUGUAGAUUUGCUAGCAGCAUAA